AUGACUAUUUUUCCCUUAAUACAGGUGACUCACUGGCACAGUCCAUACUUUUUUGCCUACUUCCCUGCAGCCUCUUCCUUCCCAUCUCUUCUUGCAGAUAUGUUGUGUGGUGGAAUAGGAUGUGUGGGCUUCUCUUGGGCUUCAAGUCCAGCUUGCACAGAGCUGGAGACUGUCAUGCUGGAUUGGCUAGGGAAGAUGAUUAAUUUGCCUGACGAAUUUUUAGCUGGGAAGGAUGGCCAAGGUGGAGGAGUCAUUCAGGGAAGUGCAAGCGAGGCCACCCUGGUUUCACUGCUUGCUGCAAGAACAAAAACUAUCAGACGGGUGCAGUCAGAAAAGCCUGAGCUAACAGAAGCAGACAUCAUGGGCAGGCUGGUGGCCUAUGCUUCUGAUCAGGCUCAUUCAUCAGUGGAAAGGGCUGCGUUAAUUGGUGGUGUGAAGAUUAAAAAUGUUUCUUCAGAUGAUACGUUUAGUGUUUGUGGUUCAGCCUUGAAGAAAAUUUUGGAUGAAGACAAAGCUUCUGGUCUUAUUCCAUUCUUUUUCUGUGCAACGCUUGGAACCACACCUUGCUGCUCCUUUGACAAACUGUUAGAACUGGGUCCUAUUUGUAAUAAGGAAAAUAUCUGGAUGCAUAUUGAUGCAGCUUAUGCUGGGAGCGCAUUCAUCUGCCCUGAAUUCAGGCAUCUUUUAAAUGGAGUGGAGUUUGCAGAUUCAUUUAACUUUAAUCCUCACAAAUGGCUCCUAGUGAAUUUUGACUGCUCUGCUAUGUGGGUGAAAAAAAGAUCAGAUUUAACAGGUGCCUUUAAAUUAGAACCUCUUUACCUGCAGCAUCACCAUCAGGAGUCUGGCCUUGUAACAGAUUAUCGGCACUGGCAAAUCCCCCUGGGGAGGAGGUUCCGCUCCCUGAAGCUCUGGUUCGUGCUGAGGAUGUACGGGGUCAGGGGACUGCAGGAGCACAUCCGCAAGCACGUCAGGCUGUCACAUCAAUUUGAACAUUUAGUCCUUCAGGAUGAAAGAUUUGAGAUUUGUGCUGAGGUUGUCUUGGGACUAGUCUGUUUUCGACUGAAGGGCUCGAAUGAACUAAAUAAGGCGCUUCUUAAAAGUAUAACGGAGGCCAAGAAGAUUCAUCUGGUCCCGUGCCACCUGCGAGAGAAGUUUGUGCUACGUUUUGCAAUUUGUUCCCGCACAGUGGAGUCCACCCACGUCAAGUUUGCCUGGCAGCACAUCUCACAGCUGGCAACUGAUCUGCUGAAAACAUGGGAGCAAAACCAUCACCAGCAGAAACAGCAGUGAAGUAGCAGUGGGGAGGAGGUAAUUAACUGGCUUUUUCUGUGUUGCCAAGUUUUAUUUUAGGGGCAGGGGGGAAUGUCAAAUUACGAAGGAAAAAAAAAACAAAACCAAAACCUGUUGUUAUAUAGCCCAGCUGCAGUAGCAAAAUCCUUGCCAGUAAUUUGUCUUGUAAUCUUAGUCAUUCUUUCUCUGUCCUCUAGUUUCAUCUUG
Tauraco erythrolophus (red-crested turaco) is the source of this 1497-nucleotide messenger RNA. The record is from RefSeq and is a predicted model, not a curated record. NCBI's taxonomy places the organism in Eukaryota, Metazoa, Chordata, Aves, Musophagiformes, Musophagidae.